GCUUAUUCGAGGAUUUACCGUACUGUACAGAUAAGGUGUCUUCGCUUCUGUAAUUUUGCCUGGUUUCCAUUUUUAAAGUGAAUUGCACGGAUCAUUUUAGAGUUUAGAAUAUAUUUUCUGUGUAUGACAUAGAAUGCAGUCUGGAGCUCCGGAACUUUCUAUUGUGACAAGAGUGUUGCCAUCCGAGAAUAAGGCCCCAGAACAGCUCUUGCUUGAGAGGAGAGGGCCUUCACUCUCCCUCUCACUUCAUGUUUUAAGCUGCUCUGGCCUUUUUAUUUUUCAGCACUCAUACACAGUGGCGGAUUAACCAAUACCAGGAUCAAGGGCCUUAGGUAUUUUAGGGCCAAUUUUUGCCAAGAAAAAUGAUAUUACAUAAUAACAAAGCUUUAACACCAUUAACAUAUACUGCAAAAACUUGAAGCAGCAAGUUUAGAUGUAUGGCAAUUACAAAUUAAGAUAAAAUGUAACUACAAAAAUGUCAAACAAUAUGUUUCCACCAUAACAUGCCUUGUAUCAACAUCUUUAUUUUAAGCUGCAAAGUUAAAAAAUAAUUUUAUGAAUUGGAAGCAAUUUCUCAGCUCGAUGUUGAGAAGAGACAGGCUACCCAGUCAUGGCUGACCUAUAGUUUUUGCUGUUCUUUUCUCAAAAUGCUUAGCAAAAUCAACCAUAAUGAGCUUUGUAUUGUGACAUAUCUUUGGAAAACUGCUCUUUUGGUGACUUUGAGCUGUUUCUCUAUUUGCUGACUGAAUGUAAUUUUUUACUUGCUUUGCAGACUGAGAUUUGGCCAGGGGGGGGGGGGUACUACACCCCUAGCACCUUCAAAGUAGCUAUGGCCCUGCAUGAUAUUGCAUAUUAGAAUGGAACUAAAGCAGAAGAUAAAUUCUUAUUUCUUCAAAGUCAAGUGUCACAAUCACACUUCCUUUCUUGGCAAUCCUGGAAGUGACUUUUUCCUAUUUAUCUAAGCACAACUUCAUUCUUAUCUCAUUUUCAACUUUGUCAAGAUAGAAGUCUCAGCAGUUCCUUCAGCUCCUUCUAGUGUUGUGUUUUGUGCAAAAGUGCUAUCAAUAUCAUCAGUUAUAGGAGGUAGAACAGUUUAAGUUUCUUAUGUUUCAAUCACUUCUAUUUCCUGAGGCUGGAUGAACAAUCUCAAUCUGUUUUUGGUUGUUUGACUUCCACUUUUCUUGAUUAUUUGCAUAUCUGAAAUUUUUGCACCAGCCGGAAUGGAUUAUAAGGUAUUAAUGGAUUAAUGGAUUAUAAGGUGUUCCAAUCACUUCAUAAGGAAUUUUUUAUACCUAUCAACCAUUUCUUUAAUUACAUUUUUCAUUAUGUCCCUUUCUUAAACCUUAUGUCAAACAUGGCUUUGAAAUUAAAGUACCUCUACCUUUCACUUCUUUACUUUUGCCUACUUUGUAUAAAUGUAUGCUUCCUAGUAUGAUCUAUUCUAACUUUGGUUUUCUUCCAAUUUGAAGCUGUUCAUAUUUGAGAUACAGUUCACACUGACAAAAGGGGUGUUGUACCAAGCCAAAUUCAACCUUGCCAGAUUAUUAUCAACAUCAGAUAUUAAUAUUUCCAGAAUGAAGUUUUAUCAGCAGAAAACAUUUAUAACUUGGUCUAUGAGCAAUGGUUGAUGUCCGAUCUGCGUGUUAUCAGUGAAGCGUCUUUACCAAACAGUCUCUCAUCACUGGAAGGAGAAAAAACAUUGAGCGGCGUUUACAAACUACAGGUCAAUGUUGCGAUCAAUAGUAGUACUUCUAUGUAUUCUCAGAUGAGAAAAAUCGAAAGACUAGAAGGAGAUGAAGAUGUGUUAAGGGAAAAAAUUAAUCAAGAAGAAAAAAUUUGCAGUGAUGGGAAACAGACUGAGUUGAGACAAACAUCCAGAAUGCUAUUCUUUGAAUUAACUGAUGGGUUGCAAGUCGUCAAUGCGAUUGAAUACAGCUACUUACCAUUUUUCAACGACAAUAUUACCCCUGGUUUAAAGAUAGAGCUGAAAGGGCCAGUCGUCUGCAGAGAUGGCCUAUUGCUUCUCUGUCCUGAAAACAUUCACAUUCUUGGAGGAAGUGCAGAAGAUCUUAGACACGAAUACGAUUUAAUGAAAAUUUUUCAAAAUAUGUUGUCCUCCAAUGAAAGAAUGCUUGGAGAUCAGGUUCGUAAGGGGAACAAUAGAAAGCCUGAUACAGCCUCUUUGGAUAUCGAACACCCUUCUGCACUGAAACAAGAACGUUUACGCAAAGAACAAAAUUUUCUCGAUGUUAAUUCCAAAUGUGCUUAUCCUGACGAUGACGUCAUCUUGGAUAUGGAGGAUGAUUUCAUAUUCGAUGCAGAAAUCGGCCCAGCUAAUGUUAUUGAAGCUGUUUUUCCAGAAGACGAAGCGGCCUCUGAUGCAGUCUGUUUGGAGGCCAUAGAUUCUAUUGUUGGUCCGUCUACGUCAUUAGCUAGCUGUCCUAAUCAAAGUCUUAAUCAAAGUGCCACCUUGAAGUGUCGCUCAAAUUGUCAAAGCAAAACGGAAAGCGAGGAAUUGUUUUUGCUAGAUUUUAUCACAAGAGCAUCUAUCAAGAAACACUGUAUAAAGGCCUACAUCGUCACACUGCUUUCGAAACUAGAUAUACAGAAGACGUCUUCUAGCCUUUCUGUUUGCAUCGACGAUGGUUCUGCCACCGUGAGUGCACUUCUGUCAAACCAGGUAAUUGAAAAGGAGUUAGGCUUCGCAUCGUCUUCGAUACGGGAAAUUUCAGAAAAAUCUACAGGUAUACCUGAAUCUAUGAAAAAGGAGUUAGUUCACUGUCAGCAGCGAUUAGCAAAUUCUCGAUGGAAGAUGCAUGUUGUUAAAACAGAUGCGCAGAAGUUGACUAUUACAGACAUGACUGAGUGGCCUGCCUUGGAAUAGAAAUUUGCUGCUGUUGUUCCAAUGUCGUUAUUUUUCUUUGUGUAUUAAGGAAAACAAGCAAACUUUCGUAAGGUCCUCGUUGCAUACCAGAAAUUCUGUGAACUAUCGACUUAAUCUCAGGUCACGUAACUUAAGUCACGUAAGAAGGAUUAUUAAAUGAAUUCUGCUAUUAGAAUUCAGUUAAUUGUGUUAGUCAGUUGGCCAAGAAUCCUAUUCGAAAACAGUUGUAAGUAGAGAAUGUCAGUUAGUGGUAUUUCAAAAUAAAGCUAGACCCACAGUCCUCUUGAUAGAAUCAGAUGAAUACAGUAUGA
This is a messenger RNA of Rhopilema esculentum, 3195 nucleotides long. RefSeq lists its product as uncharacterized. The record is from RefSeq and is a predicted model, not a curated record. Lineage: Eukaryota; Metazoa; Cnidaria; Scyphozoa; Rhizostomeae; Rhizostomatidae. Gene Ontology annotation, molecular function: nucleotide binding. Gene Ontology annotation, biological process: resolution of meiotic recombination intermediates; double-strand break repair via homologous recombination. Gene Ontology annotation, cellular component: RecQ family helicase-topoisomerase III complex; nuclear body.